CUUCCCGAGAGGCAGGAUUUUGUGCUGUGAAGACAUUUCUCAAGUGCCUCAUGUCAGCCAGCAUGUCUUACCCAUGAGGCCUGGAAAGAGAAGACUGUUAGGUUGUGGAGGGGUGGUCUUGUUCAGCUCAGCUUCCCCUUGGACUGACUGUGGGUCCUGAGGCAGAACUACUGGCCCUCGCUUCCUCCAUGGCGCACCGGCUGCAGAUACGACUGCUGACUUGGGACGUGAAGGACACACUGCUCAGGCUCCGCCGCCCUGUUGGGGAGGAAUAUGCCACCAAGGCCCGGGCCCACGGGCUGGAGGUGGAGGCCACGGCCCUGGGACAAGCCUUCGGGCAGGCGUACAGGGCUCAGAACCAUAGCUUCCCCAAUUAUGGCCUGAGCCACGGCCUCACCUCCCACAAGUGGUGGCUGGAUGUGGUCCUGCAGACCUUCCACCUGGCGGGUGUCCGUGAUGCCCAGGCUGUGGCCCCCAUAGCUGAACAGCUGUAUGAGGACUUCAGCAGCCCCUGCACCUGGCAGGUGUUGGAGGGGGCGGAGAAUACCCUGAAGGGGUGCCGCUCACGGGGUCUGAGGCUGGCGGCCGUCUCCAACUUUGAUCGACGGCUAGAGGACAUCCUGGUGGGUCUUGGCCUGCGAGAAUACUUCGACUUUGUGCUGACCUCUGAGGCUGCUGGCUGGCCCAAGCCAGACACCCGCAUCUUCCAAGAGGCCUUGCAGCUUGCUCAUGUAGAACCUGCAGUGGCAGCCCAUAUUGGGGACAGUUACCGCUGUGAUUACCAGGGAGCUCGGGCUGCAGGCAUGCACAGCUUCCUGGUAGUUGGCCCAGAGCCUCUGGAACCCGGAGUCAGGGACACUGUACCUAAAGAACACAUCCUCCCCACUCUGUCCCAUCUCCUGCCUGCCCUUGACCGCCUGGAGGGCUCAACUCCAGGGCUGUGAGUCUGGCAAGAGAAGUGGCUGGGCCCUAGGCCAUGGAGAAAACCCUAAACAAACACUGGCGCCAGAGACUGACGCCAGCUCUGGACUUUGCCCUCUCUCUGUAGCCUUCAUACCCUACCCUGAUAAUAAACCAGUGAGUGCUGGGCAUUUAGCCUUGCCCCACUAACUAGCU
Molecule: messenger RNA, 1116 nt
Organism: Carlito syrichta (Philippine tarsier)
Lineage: Eukaryota; Metazoa; Chordata; Mammalia; Primates; Tarsiidae
Gene: HDHD3
Product: haloacid dehalogenase like hydrolase domain containing 3
Exons: 2
Coding region: 189-944 (251 amino acids)
Source: RefSeq, a predicted model, not a curated record